This is a messenger RNA of Mytilus trossulus (common blue mussel), 703 nucleotides long. RefSeq lists its product as uncharacterized. The record is from RefSeq and is a predicted model, not a curated record. The transcript has 4 exons. NCBI's taxonomy places the organism in Eukaryota, Metazoa, Mollusca, Bivalvia, Mytilida, Mytilidae. Bases 106 to 414 code for a protein of 102 amino acids.
UUAUCUCAUUGUUUUAGGUCAGGAUUUAAACAAAACGCGUUAGAUAAAAGAAGCUCCCUGUAAGAUAUCAGAUUCAUUCUAAAUCAUUGAAGUAUUCAGAUCGAAAUGUACUGGAAAUUCAGUUUUGUUUUUAUGUGUCUUGCUAUAUCGUUCUUUGAUCCAGCAUACUCUGAAUGGAGAGGAAAUUUCUACACCAGGAAGUAUGUCAGUUACUGGGGAACAAGACAUCCGUGCAUUAAGCGAACCUGGCCAGGAGUUUGCUGGAGCUACGGAACUCAACAUUAUCCAGUAUAUGGAUAUCAAACGUUAUGUAGCAGUGGAUGGAGGCAUAACGGCGAUCAUAACUGCAAUAUAAUUAUAGAUAUUCCAGGAAGCACAACAUACUCCAUUGAAGAAAGUUCUCAUGCAGGUUAACCAAGACAAGAGGUUCUCAUGCAGGUUAACCAAGACAAGAGAAGACUUACAAAAUGUUUGAUACCACUUAAUUUAUGUAAACAGAACAGAACAUAUUGUUUAUCAUGAUUUUUUCUUAGAUUCAAUGUUUUUUUAAUAGAUUUUUGAAUGGAUAUUAAUUUGGAAAAUUCUAGCUAUUUUAUAAAUUAUUUAUCUUUGUGUUGACUAAAUGCUUAAAUGGAAAUUUUAUAGAAAUUUGACAAUUCAGUGCUAGAUAGAUGUAUGAUAAAUAAACUUAUCAUAUGUACAA